Peronospora matthiolae is the source of this 342-nucleotide messenger RNA. Lineage: Eukaryota; Oomycota; Peronosporomycetes; Peronosporales; Peronosporaceae. The record is from the annotation of a GenBank genome assembly.
AUGAUGGCGUAUCUUAGACAUAACGCCAUCUCCGCCGCUUCUCAGCCAGGGGGGGCUGCGGAGGCGGUACCGGGCGGCCAACCCACGGCUCCCCAGGAAGUAGUCGCGUCGGCCACGCAGCCGGCCUGCGACACUUCAGCUCUAGGUACUGGAGGCGGAGAUGCUCGAGGUGACACUAACGAGGGAGGAACCGCGGCAGAGGCCGCCGAUGCACCAGACGGGGAUCAGUCAGCGGCAGGGCCUCAGCCGCCGGUGCACCAGGAGGAGACCAGUCAGCGGCAGGACCCCCUCCGUCCUCUAUGGUGGACCCCUCGGCAGCAUCCAUGUUCCAUGCUUUGGUAA